Messenger RNA from Protopterus annectens (West African lungfish), 3029 nucleotides. It is a transcript of the gene NEIL2, whose product is annotated as nei like DNA glycosylase 2. Gene Ontology annotation, biological process: base-excision repair. NCBI's taxonomy places the organism in Eukaryota, Metazoa, Chordata, Ceratodontiformes, Protopteridae. The transcript is spliced from 5 exons. The record is from RefSeq and is a predicted model, not a curated record. The coding region runs from base 90 to 1094 and encodes 334 amino acids. Gene Ontology annotation, cellular component: nucleus. Gene Ontology annotation, molecular function: DNA N-glycosylase activity; DNA-(apurinic or apyrimidinic site) endonuclease activity; zinc ion binding.
AUUGGGUAAUGAAGCAAGCAGGUUGCAAUGUGCAGGUUUUAAAACUGAUGUAGCAGUUUCUUUAAGGUAAAGAGAAACAGAACCACAAGAUGCCUGAAGGUCCAUCUGUUAAGAAGUUCUACACUCUGGCCUCUCGUUCAGUGGGGAAGAAAAUACUUUAUGUUGAAGGAACAACAAAACAGAUCAACAAAGAUGAAUUAAAGGGAUUAAUCCUGUGCGACUGCAAGGUCCAUGGGAAGAACUUAUUCCUUGGAUUUUCUUCAGUGCCACCAUCUGAGGCAUUUUCUCUCCAACGUCAUGCAGGAGACAUGGAAGAAGGCACAUCCUCCCAAUUUUCUCAAAUAAUGACUAGCCAGAAAAGUGCACAUGCAUCAUCUGAAACAAGUGAACAAGAAUCAGGGUCUUCUAACACUGAUGGAGUUAAAUGUCUCAGCAAUAUCACAGAAGCGGAUAGCACUGUAACUCUGGUCUCAGGUGAGGCUCAGAAGUGGCUUUGUUUUCAUUUCUGGAUGUACGGCAGUGUCAGAGCCAACGAGCUUGCCAGGGCCAGUCAGGCAAACAAAAAGGGAGACUGGAAGGAUCCCAUACCAAGGUUGAUCCUUCGAUUUGACUCCAGUAACUUCCUGGUAUUUUACAACUGCCGUAUGCGCUGGACAGCUAGCCCUUAUUCUGAGCCCACCUCUGACAUCCUGCGUGAGGAGUUCAGCCACAAGCAAGCACUGGAGGCCCUACAAAGACCACAGCCAGUCUGCUACACGCUUAUGAACCAAAGGCACUUUUCUGGCUUAGGUAACAUUAUUAAGAAUGAGGCUUUGUACAUGGCUGGUGUUAACCCCAUGACACUAGGUUCUACACUCAGUACAGAAAAGCUGCAUACCGUCCUUCAGCAUGCCCUGCAGUUCAGUGCUGGCUGGUUGGAAAAGAAGUUGGAUAAGGGAAAAUUAAGUUACAAAAUAUAUAUGAAGGAGAAGUGUCCCCUAGGCCAUGAUCUACAGAAAGGGUCGCUAGGGCCGCCAAAAGGGUUGAAGAGACCAUCCUGGUGGUGCCCUGAAUGCCAGCCUCUGAUACCAGUCCCAGAAGAAGUGUUACAGUAAAGUACAAGAAUUCUGUAAUAGCUUUUGUUUAGCAACUUGUGUUACCUUUCAUUUCACAGUAGUAGGCUAUAAUGUACAUAUUUACAUAUUCCCUGUAAAGGAAAGCAGACACCAUAUCGUAAGAGGCAUUUGAACAAACUGUUUUCUAAAAGAAUAUAUUUCCCAUGUAUUUUAGUGAGCAAAGGCUUAUUGUUACCCAUUUGUCUGUUUAUAGAUAUAUGUAUGUAUAGGAACAGCCCCUUACAAUUACUUAUAUGGCUUAUACUGAGACCGUCAUUUAUCAUUAACCAUUAACCAUCUUUAAAAAACAGUAACUACACAAUCAUUCUUAGUUCCUCUUUAUGAGAACAGUUGAAUGUCACUAAAGCAACUGUAACUAUAUUAUCUUCCUCAUACCUGUUCUCAACAGUUAUUCCCCAGAAAAAAAAAACAUUGACUAAUUUAUCCAUAGUUUUUCCUUUAUAGUAGUGGACUAUGUCAUAUCUCUAUUCAGUGUCUCACUUCGUAGCAUCAGAGAUGGAUUAUUGACUUUUGUCUCCUUACAAGCAUUACAUUAUAUCAGCGUUUCCACUGUUUGAACAGCAGCUACUCAUUAACCACCAAUACUUUUCAAAAUUGACAAUUCUAAUUAUCUGCAUUCAUCAUACUGCAUGUUAACAAAAACAUAUUAUUUUGGGGUGCUGCUAUCAGCAUGUUUAAUAUGACAUACAGUUAUCCUGUAUUCAUGUACUCAGCACAGUGUGAAAACACAGAUUAUUAUUAAAAUAAAAACAAUAUGCUAAAAUAUCACAUAAAUUGCUGUCACAACAUAAUGUGAGUUUAUUUCACGUGAUAUACAUAAUCAAGCUUCAUUUGCAAGCAGAGCUCUUCCCUACAGAACUUUUUGUUAUUAACAGUAUUUAACUGACUUUCACUCCUGUAAUUUUGGUGUUUAUAUCACGGUCCAGAAGUGUUUUCUCAUCAUUGUGGUAUAGAAUGAAUUCAGGGAUUCUUCUUGUACCGUAGCUUAGAAGCAAAGCAGUGAAUAAUGUGAAUAUAUUCCUGGCUGUCACUGAACUGCUUGCAUAUAAGCUGCUUCUCUUUCAGUAACUCAACCUUCUUAUCACCUACCUCAAAACUAGCAUUGAUAGAGUGUGUAUUUCUAAUCCCAAGCUAUUAAACCUCAGAAAUGGAAAGCCAUAUAAUACAAGUGUCAGCCAAAGCUUCACGUGGUUUGCUGAAAUUAAUGUGAUUUAAUGUUAUCUGCUAAACAACCUCUCCUUGCAAUAUGGUGUCUACUGAUUAUAUAUUUUUUCUCUGGUAUUGUGUUAAUGGCUUGCAGUUAUAUACAGAGUUACAUUUUCACAGCUAAAUGUAUAGUUUUACCGAAUGACUUAUUGUUAACAAGUAUAUCUGGAAUAAGAAGAAACUUGUUUAUUUUCAGUUCUAUUUUUAUUAAUAUGCAUAUUUAUUUUCAGUCCAGAAUUCCAAGGGUUGCUAACCUUCACUAGAUACAGGUAGUUUAUUUCCCAUGUUUUCAAUGCAACCAGUGGUAAUAGAGUAGGUUGCCAGUAAAAAAAAAUAAAUGAAAAAUUAAACAGACUUGAAAGAUUAGUUAUUUUUUCUGAAAACUUAAUCUGUGCUGUGUUAUAUUUGACACAUUUUAUUUAUCAAUGUGAGCAUUUAUAACGUACUUAUAAAUACUUUAUAUGAAGACUUUGUGUUUAUACAUCUGGCAUUUGCACAUAUUAUUAGUAAAGGGUCAUUUUCUUUGUGAAUUUAUAGAUACAUGGCACAAAAGUAAGUAAAAAGUAAGAUUAUAUGCAUAAAUUUAUGAUGCAUAUUAUUGCCUGAUUCUUAGUAACACACUCUGUUUCUAGGUUAAAGUAAUAUGGUUCAUUUUAAGACUAUGUUGCAUAUUAAUGAUCUUUGUUAAAUAAACACUUAUUGUACACA